Molecule: messenger RNA, 1868 nt
Organism: Aspergillus piperis CBS 112811
Lineage: Eukaryota; Fungi; Ascomycota; Eurotiomycetes; Eurotiales; Aspergillaceae
Product: alpha-keto acid decarboxylase family protein
Exons: 1
Coding region: 8-1726 (572 amino acids)
Molecular function (GO): carboxy-lyase activity; magnesium ion binding; thiamine pyrophosphate binding
Source: RefSeq, a predicted model, not a curated record
GUUCAACAUGCCUUCCAUCAAAGUCGCUGAAUAUCUCUUUCGUCGGCUCAAAGACCUGGGCGUAGCUUCCGUCCACGGUGUGCCCGGCGAUUUCAACCUUACUCUGCUUGACUAUGUGGAGCCGGCCGGUUUGCGAUGGGUCGGUAAUGCGAACGAGUUAAACGCCGCCUACGCCGCCGACGGGUACGCCAGAAUCAAAGGCAUUGGCGCCGUGAUCACCACUUUCGGUGUCGGGGAGCUGUCUGCUGUCAAUGCGAUCGCAGGAGCCUACACUGAGCGGGCGCCUGUCGUGCACAUUGUGGGAACACCAGCUCGGGACUUGCAGGAGGGGCGCAAAUUGGUUCACCAUACUUUCAACGAUGGCGAAUAUGGGCGCUUCGCUAAGAUCUAUGAACACUUGACUAUCGCCCAGGCCAGCUUGCGGGAUCCACGCACUGCUCCAGCACAAAUCGAUGAAGUACUACGGCAGUGUCUCCUUCAUAGCCGACCGGUCUAUAUCGAGGUGCCAAUGGAUAUGGUGCACCAGUAUGUGUCAGAUGAAAGACUCGCGCUCGCCGUCAGCACGCCCGAGCCUGUUCCUUCCCAGACCCAAGAUGAUGUCGUGGCAAGAAUUCUGGAACGCAUCUAUGCAGCAAAGCAACCGAUUAUUCUUGUCGAUGGAGAAAUUAGACCGAUUGGCAUUGUGGACGAGGUGCAGAAGAUCAUCAAUGCUACAAACUUCCCGACGUGGGCCACCAAUUUCGGGAAAGGAUUGGUAGAUAACACACGGCCAAACUUCCAUGGAAUCUACCGCGGUAACUACGACCCGACUGAAGUACAAGACUUCUACAAUGGAGCAGACCUGGUAUUGUGCUUUGGGCCACACUUCAGCUCCACCAAUUCCUACUUCUACCAGAUUAUCCCGAAGCCUGAAGUUGCGAUAUUGUUCACCGAUAACGAAGUCAAGUUUGGCACGGAGAUUGUUCGGGACAUUCCUGCCACGCUCACCACAUCCCGUCUCAUCCAGACCAUCGACCUCGACAGAAUCCAUCGCUAUGACCCUUAUCCUAACCUGCCCCGUGAUAAACUCGUCUCAUUCUCCGAAGUGGAGGGAGAUAAACCGAUCUCCCAGGAUAAACUGUGGCGAGUGUUUGCGAACUUCCUUCGUCCAGGCGACAUCCUACUGGGAGAAACAGGCACGGCAGGAUAUGGUGUCCGUGAGAUGGCGUUUCCCAAGCACACCCGCCUCUUCGCUCCUGUGACCUGGCUGUCCAUCGGAUACAUGCUACCAGGAGCACAAGGUGCCGCUCUCGCGCAGGAGGAGCUGAUGGCAUCAAACAACUACCACGGCAUCAAAGAUGCACGCACGGUCCUUCUCAUCGGCGACGGUAGCUUCCAGAUGACCGCACAGGAAAUGUCCACAAUCAUUCGACUGAAGCUGAAUGUCGUAGUCUUCCUCAUCAACAACGACGGAUACACUAUUGAGCGGUGCAUCCACGGUCGGAAGCAGGGAUACAACGACGUGUCGCGGUGGAGAUAUCUACAGGCCCCUAGCUUUUUCGGAGCGAGCGAAGAUACAUAUACAGCUUCCGUUAAAACCUGGAAGGAGUUACAGGAUGUUCUUUCGAACAAUGUUGUUAGCAAUGGGAAGGCGCUGCGGAUGGUAGAGAUCAUGUUAGAUCGGGAGGACGCUCCUAUCGGACCUUUGUCGAUUCUUAUUGAUCAGCAAAGAAAGACCGGUGCAUAGGUAGAGUGAUACACGAAGACUAAUACGUGGAAAUAAAUCUAAACACUGUUGGAAGUGACAAUUGAAAAGGAUUGUACAUAGUCUCAUUGCUGUGUCGCUACACUUAAACUUGACCACGCACAUCACAAUGCUCUAAGACUUC